Molecule: messenger RNA, 2418 nt
Organism: Penicillium arizonense
Lineage: Eukaryota; Fungi; Ascomycota; Eurotiomycetes; Eurotiales; Aspergillaceae
Product: glycoside hydrolase family 31 protein
Exons: 1
Coding region: 1-2418 (805 amino acids)
Biological process (GO): N-glycan processing; carbohydrate metabolic process
Molecular function (GO): alpha-glucosidase activity
Source: RefSeq, a predicted model, not a curated record
AUGCAUCGCUACUCAUUCCCCCAUGAGCCCGUCGCUAAUCCCGAUGCGGUCGUCGGCGGCACUGGCAAAUACCGAUUUACACUGCUGGCCGACGGCCUCCUACGUUACGAAUGGGCUGAAGAUAGUCAGUUUGAGGAUCGAGCAUCAGUGUUGGCUAUCAACCGAUGCUUGCCUGUUCCAGAGUUUCGAGUGAAGGACAACGAGAAAACCCUCCAGAUCAUCACCUCUCGAUUCCACCUCACCUACAACAAACAAAACUUCUCUCCGAGUAGUCUCAGUGCAGUGGUCAAAGGCCACUACAGUGCUCAUUCUAGCGUCUGGCGCUAUGGAGCUUCAUCUUCAAAUCUUGGAGGCACAGCUCGUACCCUGGAUGAAAUCGAUGGACGCACAGCCCUUGAGCAAGGUGUCAUCUCCAGGCAGGGCUACGCGACUUUAGAUGACUCCAAAUCCAUGCUCUUUGAUGAAAACCAAUGGGUGACUACACGGUUGCCUGGAGACCGGGUAGAUGGAUACCUCUUUGCCUAUGGGCAUGAUUAUCAACAGGCCAUUCAGGCAUUCUACCUUCUCUCUGGACCUCAGCCCCUUCUCCCUCGAUGGGCACUGGGAAACUGGUGGAGUCGAUACUAUGCGUACACCUCGGAGGACUAUCUUGAGCUGAUGGGCAAGUUCGAAGAGAACGGAAUCCCACUUUCUGUUGCAGUCCUGGACAUGGAUUGGCAUAUUGUUGAUGAUGCUCGAGUCAAAGAGGCCGGAGUGACAGGUUGGACUGGAUACACCUGGAACAAGAAACUUUUCCCCGAUCCAAAAGCCUUCUUGGCAGCGCUCCACGAUAAGGGUCUACGCGUUGCUUUGAACGACCAUCCUGCAGAUGGAGUCCAAAGCUAUGAAGACCCCUACGAAGAGAUGGCGCUCGCACUGGACCAUGAUACAUCCAUGGGAGACCCCAUUCCCUUCGACAUUACCAACCAAUCUUUCCUAGAUGCUUUCUUCGAUGUCUUACACCGAAGGUUUGAGAAAGAAGGUCUUGACUUAUGGUGGGUCGAUUGGCAACAAGGGACACACUCUCGUAUUCCAGGUAUCGACCCUCUUUGGGUCUUGAACCACUACCACUUCCUGGAUAGUGCACUUGACAACAAGCGGCCGCUGACAUUUUCACGAUACGCUGGGCCUGGUAGCCAUCGCUUACCCAUCGGAUUCAGUGGCGACACUUGCAUGACUUGGGACUCUCUCAACUUCCAGCCCGAGUUCACGGCCACUGCCUCGAACAUUGGCUAUGGCUGGUGGAGUCAUGAUAUUGGUGGUCACUUUCACGGGGAAAGAAGCGAGGAAAUGCUAAUUCGUUGGGUCCAACUUGGCACUUUCUCGCCUAUCUUGCGACUGCAUUCAUCCAACAACAUUUUCAGCAUCAAGGAACCGUGGAACCUUGCAAUGCCAUAUCGACAGGUGAUGACAAAGUAUCUCCAACUUCGCCAUCGACUGGUCCCAUAUCUGUACACAAUGAAUGCACGGGCAGCCAUUGAGGGAAUCCCUCUAGUCCGGCCAAUGUAUUGGGGUUACCCCGAUAGUGAAGAAGCCUACAACGUCCCCAAUCAGUAUAUGUUUGGCUCCGAGCUCAUUAUUGCUCCCAUUACUACUCCGAGUGACCCGAAUUCCCACAGAUCGGAGGUUUCCGCCUGGCUUCCUCCUGGUCGAUAUGUGGACCUCUCCACUGGCAUGGUGUAUGAUGGAGACCGUCAAAUUCGACUUAGUCGUGCCGUCAAAAAAUACCCAAUCUUCGCACGGGAGGGCGCCAUCGUUCCAUUUGACUCAUCCCCGGUCCUUCGAAAUGGCUGCGAGAACCCUACUGUGUUGGAACUCAUGGUGGUUGUUGGUGCCGACGGCAAAUUCGAGCUCCUUGAAGAUGACGGCAAAGGACAAUCAGUGGAUCAAAUCAAGUUCCGCCGCACUCCGAUUUCCUUCCACCAAGAAAGCAAUGAGCUGAUCAUCGGUCCCACCAGUGGUGAAGAUCAAACUUCCCAUACGCGCGAGUGGAAUGUGCAGUUUAUCGGAUAUCAGCGACAUGAGAAAGCACAGGUAUCCAUCGUCACGAGCCUUAACGAAAGUAGAACCGUUGAAUCUGAAGGAAAUGGACGCUCUCUCGCGGUCGAACUAGGAUCGUUUGCCAGCAAUGUCAAGAUUACGGUUCGAUUGGAGAAGGAUCCUGUACUUGAUGUGCAAGAGACCGCACCUCAAAUUGUCAAGUUUUUGCGCAAUGCUCAGAUGAAUAUGGAUUUGAAGGAUCGUAUCAGAAGAAUUGUCGAAAGCUCCAAGCCCAAGCUUAUACAGAUUAGCGAGCUACAUGCUCUUGCUUUACCUUCUCCUUUGUUCAAUCCUAUCAUUGAGGUUCUUCUGGCGGACUCCCGUGUUUUUGAGACCUGA